Messenger RNA from Diorhabda carinulata, 2178 nucleotides. It is a transcript of the gene Grip75, whose product is annotated as gamma-tubulin complex component 4. Gene Ontology annotation, cellular component: spindle pole; centrosome; gamma-tubulin complex. Lineage: Eukaryota; Metazoa; Arthropoda; Insecta; Coleoptera; Chrysomelidae. The transcript is spliced from 10 exons. Gene Ontology annotation, molecular function: microtubule minus-end binding; gamma-tubulin binding. Gene Ontology annotation, biological process: microtubule nucleation; spindle assembly; mitotic cell cycle. The record is from RefSeq and is a predicted model, not a curated record. The coding region runs from base 148 to 2130 and encodes 660 amino acids.
AAAUGACACCGGUGUAGAUUCUAAACAGAGUUUCUAAAUUUGACAUAACAUAUAACCAAAUAACUUAAAUUUGAAUUGAAAAAUUUUGAAAGUAAAAUAUAUAUUCAUAUGUUACAUUGCUUUGGAUGAUUUUCGUAACUUGAAAAUAUGAUACAUGAAUGUCUUUUCAAUUUAUGGAAUAAUGCAGAUGGUGAAAAUGUGUCUGAAACAUAUAAUUGGACGCAUCUGUUUGAAUUGCAAGAUUUCUUACACCCAGGAGAACAAAAACUCUUACAAACGAUUGUUGAAAUCGCUACAGAUUAUCAUAAAAUAAAUAAUUUUAUUAAAAGAAAAUUAAACCAAACUGCUAAUUUUGAAGCAAAUUCUGCACAGUUGAAUGAGAAAUCAACUCAAUGCGGUUUUUAUCUAACUGCUUUUUGUGCUGGAGUUCAUAAAACUCUCGAUGGUUAUAGAAAAAAUAUCGUUGCAUUAGAACAGAUGUUUUUGGAUAACCCUCAGCUUUCUUUGACAUUUAUUCUUAGCAAUGUUGAGAAAUACAGAACUUUAUUCCAAGCAUUAAUGUCGAUGAUCCACAUUAUACAAAAUGAUAAUGUACAUGGUUGUUUGUUGAUAGGAAGACUACAUAAAUAUGUCAGUUGUGGUGUCGAUCAAGUUGCUGCAGCUGCUGACGAAAUUAUCAAAUCAAUGAACUCAGUUUUCUAUAGACAUUUAUGUAAUUGGAUCAUAUAUGGUGAUUUGGUGGAUACAUUUGAAGAAUUUUUUAUAAGGGAUGGUAAAAGUCCAGAUGAAAAUUUUUUAUACCCGGAACAAAUGGUAGAAUUGUCGUUAGAAAGUUCUGCUAGUCUUAAUAUACAGAAACGAAGAAUUCGGAGACCACCUGUAGUAAGAAAAUUCUUUAUAAAUUGGGAUAUGGUUCCUAUAUUUAUAAGCGAAGAUAUGGCUGAAAGUAUCUUAUUUAUGGGGCGCAUAGUGUGGAUAAUUAGAAACGAUCCGAGAAAGAGUGGAGACGAAAAUUAUCAAAUAAAAAAUAUAUGGGGAGGUCAAGAUAUUGAAUAUUAUAAUAAAGUGCAGAUGUUGGAAAAUCAAUUAUUUAAUAAUACCGAAUUUCAAAAAACUAUGGAAGAAUGUAGAGUGAAAUUAACUAAGUACCUCUGGUCUAUAAUGUUAGACGAGGGAAAUUUGGUGGAACAUUUACAUUUAAUAAGAGAUUACUACGCCUUAGGAAGAGGAGAAUUGUUUCAACAAUUUAUAAGGGUUGCAGAAGAUCAUCUAAAAGAUACUACAUCAGAUUUGGUGGUACAAAAUCUGAAUUUCAUAUUUCUAGAAACCGCUCGAAAAAUUUAUGGGGAUAACGAUAAGACAUACCUCAAAUUUGAAUUAACAUCUAAUUCAGAUAUUACUCGUACAAAUCCAUGGUCUAGAUUACAAAUGAAUUUCGAAAUUGAUUGGCCCCUUCAUAUCGUAUUUCACCCCAAAGUUAUGGAAUUAUAUAACAAGUUAUUUUGUUUUUUAUUGAGAUUGCGUAAGACUCAAAUCGAUUUACACAAAUUAUGGGCCGAACAAGUUUCCAGGAAAAAAAGGAUUGACAGAAGAGUUUGGACCUUGAGGCAAAAUUUAAUGUUUUUGGUAAAUAAUCUCCAGUAUUAUCUCCAAGUAGACGUUAUAGAAGCACAGUUCUCGUUUUUACUGAAAGCCGUAGAAAAUGCUAAUGGUUUCGAAGAUAUAAUCAAAGUACACCACGAAUUCAUUUCUAAUUUAUUAGCUAAAACUUUUGUUUCAACUCCUGAUGAGGAACACACAUGUAAAAACAAACGUAGUCUUUAUCAAGUGCCUGCAAUCCAAUGUGAAGUUCCUAGUAAGGUAUACAGCAUUAUCAUAAAAUUAUUAGAAUUGUGCGAUCGUUUUUGUUUGGUCGCCAGUAUUUGGGAUUCGGAAUUAUCCGAUAUAGAAUUGGAGGAAUUAGAAAUUUUCCAAGGUCAAAGCGAUGUCGUCGUAGAAUCAAUGUUGUUUAUACUACAUAGGCUACGUGAAAAAGCCAGCGGUGAACAUUUAUUACAAUUAUUGUCACAAUUAGAUUUUAACAGAUAUUUUAGCAAACAUAAAACGGAUACUAAUUCGAGUGUUAUUUAAAUAGUUUAUAAAAAUGUUAAGUUGAUAAAUAAAUGAAUUUUGAACCAU